AUGAAAGAUUUCUCUUGUGUUUUCCUCGUCGCUCUCCUGGGCUUUAGAAGCAUUCUCACCACCGUCUCUCAAGAGUGUCCGCGGCUUUCUCUGAUGGCCAAUGUUAGGCCAAAUCCUCGGCGUGGGAUCGUGGCCGGUAAGGGAAAGGCUAAGAUCACCGUCAUGCUGGAGAGCAACGAUCCCGUGGACAACGUGGAGUUUCAGUUGAACCUGCCGGACGGGCUAUCGGUCGAGCGAACAGCCAUGCGUCCGUCCUCAAAGCCCUAUACACCGCCGCAAAUUGUUGAGGAUGCGGAUGGAGUGACAGCUAUUUCCUGGCAGGGUCUCGCUUUCACCAAACGCAAGGGGGGCAAACGCCGCUUUCGCGUCAAGGUGAAGGCUGACCAGUGUGCCCCUGAGACGCUCGCGGUGGACGCUUUCGCUUACCUAAUGAAUGCUACCGACACCUCGUGCAUCACGCCGCUGGCCAACCCCGCCAUCGUAAAAGUGCGUUACUUGAAACGCAACAAAGACGCAACGUGCGCGCCCACUCCAGCUCCUACUGUCAAUCCCACGCAGCCUUUUGUGCUCCUUGGUGAGGGCCUACGGUUCUCUCAAGGGGAGCGACUGGCCCCCUUCGAGGACCGUCGUCUUUCGCUGCACACUGAAAUCAAUAGGCAUGAAGGAAUCAUCGCCCGCUACCAUCCUCAAGAUCGACAGCUGCAAUCCAUCGACACCCCAGAAGCUUGCUAUGUAUACUGCUCGUUGAACGGGAGCGAGGAAGUACCAUUCCUCUUCAGCUGGAAUACCGUGACCAGCCAGUGCUUCUGCUGCGCCGGGGUGUGCACACCCCUCAUCGUCGAUCCUGAUUCCAACGUCGACUCCAACGGCUCCCCCAACACCGACACCUACAGCAUCGCCCAGUCCAGGACCGACUCGUACCCCUACUCAAGUACCCUCAACAACUCGAACGGCUCCCCCAACGACCGAUAUUAG
Molecule: messenger RNA, 975 nt
Organism: Nannochloropsis gaditana CCMP526
Exons: 2
Coding region: 1-975 (324 amino acids)
Source: RefSeq, a predicted model, not a curated record